CUGAGUAAUGUUACCUGCUUUGUUACUCUACUGUGCAGUCUCGAGACGGUUGGAUUUGCGUGAGUGGGGCUCGAUCAGGCUCAGUGCGGUGAACGAGCUCAAACAGCGGCUGUGCGGAAGUUCUGUCAUCCGUGCUGCAGAAGGGGCUUCGCCCUCGCGAUUAUUCUCGUCACAACUUUAUGCUUGGAUAAAAGCGGUUCAGGUGGAACUUCUGGACAGUACAACCCAAUUUGAGUUUUACUACAGCCACAGUCGGCCACCUUUGUUUUCGUUUGAUGGCGAGGCCGAGCCACAGCGAGCAUGUCCUGCAGCAGUUCAACAACCAGCGGGAGUGGGGCUUCCUGUGUGACUGCUGCAUUGCCAUCGGCGACAUCUACUUCCGGGCCCACAAGGCCAUGCUGGCUGCCUGCAGCUCCUACUUCCGCAUGAUGUUCAUCCGAGACCAACAGGGGACGGCGCGCAUGGACCUCAGCAACAUGCAGAUUAGCGCGGAGUGCUUCGACCUAAUCCUGCAGCUCAUGUACUUGGGCCGCAUCGUGGUGGGCAGCUACGAGUUCGAGGAGCUCAAGGCCUCAAUGGCCUUCCUGCAGAUGUACUACAUCCCUGACUCCCUGGAGGACCUCGGGGACAUCGGAAGCGCCUCAAACCUCACACCAUCCUCCUCUACCUCUUCCUCGUCCAGCUCCUCUUCCUCCGCUGGCCCGGCAAUUAUUGGCAAAAUGAUGUUUGGAGUCCGCAUGUAUGAGCAGCUGAAGCCAGGUGCCCCAGAGAGCAAGCCCAAAGUUGCAAUUACUGCUGUGCAACCAAGCAUUCCUGUCCCAGUCAACAGGCCUCCACUCGUGGUGGAGGAAGUGGCAGCCCCUUUGGUAGUAGUAGCAUCACCGUUUCUAGACAGUGUAGCUGAGCAACCUUGUGACCUGCGUAAGAGGCCCAGCGCCCGGAUCGCCACCUUAAAAGAGCGCCCCCGCUUCGGACGCACAUACACCUGCGACGACUGCGGCUUUGUUUUCAGCUGCGAGAAGCUGCUGAUUGAGCAUAUCCUCACCUGCACCAACCGUAAGGCCUUCAAGGUCCCCAGGACCAGCGCAGAGGCAGACAAUGAUUCCAGCAAGGCGGAGAGCUCGGCCUCUGAGGAGAUGGAGGAGCACAGGGUGGUCUGCAAGGCUAGAGGGGAUUGGCCGGACCACAGGUCUGACUCCGACACGGCGAUCAGGUCUGUGGCAACUGGUACGGAAAACGAGCCUGGGUCUGCCAGAAAUAUCACCAUCAAGGUGGAGCCGGAAGAAAAUGUGGUGUCCGAGAUGAUGGAUGGCAUUAAGGUGGUCCAGGUGGAAGAUAUCAGUGCGAGGCACCGUGCACUCAAUGACACUAUGAAGGACCCGAUUAAAUUUGACCAGGAGCCCAAGGCUGGUGUUUCCGUCAUGAACGACAGCAACAAGCCAUUUGAAGGGCACAUGUCCAGCAAUGAGGAUUCUGGCAUACCUACUAAGAUGCACAAGAUUAAAGAGGAGAAGAAGGACGGGGAAGGUUUGCCAUGUGAGCUGUGUGGAGAACUUCUCACGGAGGAGUACCAGUCAGCCCACUACAUCUCCAGCCACAUGGGCCACAUCUGUGCCUGUGGGAGGUGUGGCCAGGUCCUAAUCAAGGGGUGGCAACUGCAGGAGCAUGCUGAGCGCUGUGGCGAACCUCAGAGUGCGGACACUGACUCUCAUGGGGAGGAAGGCGACACGCCCCUGCCAGAGGACCUGCAGGCCAUGGACGAUGGGCUGCUGGAGGGGGGCGACCUGGCCUGCCCCCACUGUGGCCUGCUUUUCCAGAGUGAAAGCCUGGCCUUGGAACACGCUCUGACCUGCCACGAGCAGGAGCUGUUCCACCCUGUCCUGCUGGAGGAUGACGGUGUCGAGCCUGACCACCGGCGCAAGCAUUUCUGUGCCAUCUGUGGUAAGGGCUUCUACCAGCGCUGCCACCUGCGGGAGCACUACACCGUCCACACCAAGGAGAAGCAGUUCAGCUGUCAGACGUGCGGCAAGCAAUUCCUGCGUGAGCGGCAGCUCCGGCUGCACACCGACAUGCACAAGGGCAUGGCGCGCUACAUCUGCCCCGUGUGCGACCAGGGCACCUUCCUCAAACACGACCAUGUGCGCCACAUGACCUCGCACCUGUCGGCCGGGGAGACUAUCUGCCAGGUGUGCUUUCAAAUCUUCCCCAGUGGAGAGCACCUGGAGAAGCACAUGGACGUGCACCUGUACAUCUGUAGCGUCUGUGGGGAGAAGUUUCGCCUUCGCAAGGACAUGCGGAGCCACUACAACUCCAAACACACCAAAAGACUGUGUCCUGCCUGAAUGAAUGUCUGUCUGUUACUUCAAAGUCAUAAACGUGAGAACAAAUGUAUGCACUUAAACACCAAAAAAUAGAACCUACUAAAUCUGCACUUUCAAAAUGUAUGCAUAAUCGAAGUGUCUUAUUGCCUAAAAGUUUAGGCAUAUAUUUUUGAGUUUGAUGUCUAUUUGUUUUCCACCCCUGUACUAAACACACAAUGUAAUUUCAUGACAUUUCCACAUACAGUAGACAAAUCCUUAGCACAUUUGCCACACACAGUAGAGUGGCGCAGCGGUCUAAGGCACUGCAUCUCAGUGCUAGAGGCGUAACUACAGACUCCCUGAUUCGAGUACACGCUGUAUCACAACCGGCCGGGAUUGGGAGUCAGAUAUGGUGGCGGACAAUUGGCACAGUGUCGUCCGGGUUUGGCUGGUGUUCUAAACUGACUUGCCUAGUUAAAUUAAAAAUGUAAACAUUUAUAGAUAAAUCCUUAGCCAAUUUGUUCAUGUUUUAAUGCUUUUGGAAUCUAGUGUCUAGCAAACAGCCUAUGCAAUACACAGUUAAUGGAAUGAAGUGGAUUCAAAUUAAGCUUUUUUAAAUUAUUAUUGUAAUAUGAAUCCACACUUCAAUAUAGUUUUGUUGAGCAGUUACUGUACCAGCACUUAUACGUUUAAAAUAAUGUCAAUACACAAAAACACUAGAAUUGCUCCACUGGUUGAAACCAGAACAAAUAGAAACGCAUACUGAAUAUUGGCAAUGGUUAUAACUUAAUUCCCUAUGAAAUUGUUCAUGCCACAAAGGCAAGAGCAUGCACUCGCUCUUUUGCAUAAUCAAUUAUUUAAUCUGUUGUUCAGAUUUCAUGGCAAUGUAGGAGUAUUGUAAAUGACCUAUACAAUUAGCAACAGAACUUCUGUACCCAGUGACUAGGACAGCCAUCAAUUUGGCUUUACAGACAAAUCAAAAACUGUAGUAUUUCCUUUUUGUAUACUGUACACAGCCUAAAAUCAUGAAGUCUGAAUCCACUCUUAGGAACUUUUAUGUACUAAGUGAUCUCUAUUUCAUUCAUGUUACUUUAGCCUUCUCUUCAGCUUGGAUAGGUAUCAAAGUCAAAUGUGUGUUACAUUUUAAAGCUUCCCUUUACAUUUGCCUUUGUAUUAACUUGGCUGCAUUUACACAGGCAGACCAUUUCACUAAGUGGUCUUUUGACCAAUCAGAUCAGCCCUUUUGUUUGAUUGCAUUGCACAGCCAAUAUUAAGGUGUGUCCUACAUUGGUGUUGUAUUGCGGGGAACUACUUGAGCAAUAUGUCUCCUGCAUGUUAGAUAGUAUCGCACACAUGUUGCUACUGUGAAAUGCCAAUCAUGUUGUUUGUUUCACUGCAGAGAGAACGUAAUCUCUGAAAACAUCUUGACACGACAUGCAUUAGUGUGGGAGCUAGUGAAGCCUCUUAAAUCAUCACAAUGUAGCUUACAAAAUAACCAUGUAUGUAUGGAUGUUGUCUAUUAGUUACCUUAACAGGGUGACAUCCCUUCAGGGGCUAAAAUAAUCAUUUAAAAUAAUACAUACAUACAAUCUGAUAACUAACCCCAAGUGAUGCUGAUUUCCCUUGGUAAAAGGUAGGCCUAGUACACUCAAAGGUACAUUUUCUAGCUGUUUGUUAGUUUUCACAGUAGUGUUAAAUGGCUUAGUAUGUAUCCUGUUUCAAAAGAUCAAGAGUGAUGAGUCAUCUUUUAAGGAUCUGAAUUUAGUGUAUCACUGUCAUUGUUUUUUAAAUUUGACCUUUUAAGGGUUGUGUUGUGUUGGUAAUAAGGUCACGCUCAGAAAUGUCAGUUUUGUUGGUUGACUGAUGUUUGGGUAUCUGAGAGGUCAACACAUUAUCGCACCGGUUUGUAAAGCUGUUUUAAAAAAUAUAUUAUUUACCCACGAUUGAUGUUUUCAUUUGGAUAUUGAUGCUUUUUCUCAAGGUCUGAAUAAACCAAGAGGAUACAUUUUUGUUUCUAUCAAACUCCA
Molecule: messenger RNA, 4327 nt
Organism: Oncorhynchus nerka (sockeye salmon)
Lineage: Eukaryota; Metazoa; Chordata; Actinopteri; Salmoniformes; Salmonidae
Product: zinc finger and BTB domain-containing protein 1-like
Exons: 2
Coding region: 276-2342 (688 amino acids)
Biological process (GO): regulation of transcription by RNA polymerase II
Cellular component (GO): nucleus
Molecular function (GO): protein binding; DNA-binding transcription factor activity, RNA polymerase II-specific
Source: RefSeq, a predicted model, not a curated record